UUUAACAACUGUCGAUAUUUACUAGACCUAACACACACACAUGCAUUAUGAGCAAGUAUAAAAUCUAUGAUGAUAAAGUGACGAAAAAGGAGAAGUCCCGAUCAACAGUUUUAUUGAAAACACAUAGCAGAUGUGAGAGCUAAAUUAACGUGCGACUCAAGGAAGAAAGAAUUUUUAAGAUACUUGUAUAUUUUUAUUCACAUCUAGUGGAAUAUAAUUAACCACACUCUCCCAUAAUAUUUAAGCGAAUAUCGCUUUUAUACGUUUGUAUCUCAGCAACCGAAAACAUGUCGAAUAAAUUCGAGACUACUUACAGGUUAAGAGCUACUGAGGAUAGUGGAGAUGAAGAGUCUCAAUCAAAAGAUAAUCAAAAAAAUGAGAAGGAUUUAUUACCUCCAAUAGAAAUCAGUCCAAACGAACACAAGCUGCAAUAUGCUUAUGCACUUUGGUAUAGUCGACGUAGUCCUGGUAAACAAACUAGUAUACAAAGUUAUGACCAAAAUUUAAAAUUGGUUGGUAGAUUUGCUAGUGUGGAACAGUUCUGGGGUCUUUAUAGUCAUUUAGUACGACCUUCAGAACUUACGACACACACAGAUUUUCACCUUUUCAAAGUUGGUAUAAAACCAAUGUGGGAAGAUGAAGCUAAUCAAAAAGGUGGUAAAUGGAUAGUGAGAUUACGGAAAGGUUUAGUGUCUAGAUGUUGGGAAAAUCUUAUAUUGGCAAUGUUAGGAGAGCAGUUUAUGGUAGGCGAGGAAAUAUGUGGUGCUGUUGUAUCUAUAAGAUUUCAGGAGGAUAUAAUAUGUGUGUGGAAUAAAACAGCAUCUGAUGUAGCAACAACAGCACGUAUCAGAGAUACAUUAAGGAGAGUAUUACAUCUUCCAACUAGUGCCUCUAUGGAGUACAAAACUCACAAUGAAAGUUUGAAGAAUGUACACCGUCUCUAAAGUUGAGUUAUGAAAACAAAAAAAAUUAAACAUCUUUUGACUGAG
Molecule: messenger RNA, 989 nt
Organism: Pseudomyrmex gracilis
Lineage: Eukaryota; Metazoa; Arthropoda; Insecta; Hymenoptera; Formicidae
Gene: eIF4EHP
Product: eukaryotic translation initiation factor 4E type 2
Exons: 5
Coding region: 288-944 (218 amino acids)
Biological process (GO): translational initiation
Cellular component (GO): eukaryotic translation initiation factor 4F complex; cytoplasm
Molecular function (GO): translation initiation factor activity; RNA 7-methylguanosine cap binding
Source: RefSeq, a predicted model, not a curated record